ACAACGUUCUGCCACUUGGCACCCCCACAUUCCCCCCUAUACACAUGUCAACCCCUCAAUCAAUAUACUACCGUGUUCAAAAGAUAGGGUGUCCACGUCUACACGAUUGUGAACCGGGUUCUUUCUUUCAUUCCACACAAACCCUAAUCCUUUACAGCGCCGCUCCAUUUCCUUCUUCUCUCCUCAACAAUCCCUCAUCCAAUUUUUCUCUUCAGUUCUCAUCUAUGGUUGAAGUUCUUAUCCACGUGCUUAACAUAUCUGCUGCAACCGUUGAUGAUAUUAGGGUUUCAUCAUCCAUUCUUGAGUUAACGGCAGUGAAUCAGGCUUGAAGCUCUUAACCACGCGUUUCACAGAUCUGAACCACCGUUUAUGAUAUUAGGGUUUCAUCAUCCAUUCUUGAGUUAACGGCAGUGAAUCAGGCUUGAAGCUCUUAACCACGCGUUUCACAGGGUUUCAUCAUCCAUUCUUGAGUUAACGGCAGUGAAUCAGGCUUGAAGCUGUUAACCACGCGUUUCACAGGGUUUCUUCAUCCAUUGAUAUUUUUCAUCAGUCAAUCAUGUCUGGAGAUCUUAACCACUCGAUAAACAGAUUAGGGUUUAUUCAAGUAUUGGUAGUCAAUCAACUUGGUGGGCUUCAUUUGAUUAGCACUUCAGUUCAUUCUUCUUUGGAAUUGCUCUAAUCAGAUAAGUCUAUUUAAUAUUGAUAAUUUUCCAUAAACCAACUCAAGCUGUUAAUAAACAUUUUAAAAUGUAAUUGAGGAAUUGUAACUUGGUACUUGAAUAUUCAUACUAAUUUUUUGUAUUGAUAAUUCAAAUUCAAUUGUUGACUUAAUAUGACUAAUAUUUUGGUUUUUAAUUUUUAGUUAUAUUAACAUUAUGGAUUAUGGAUUUGAAAAAGUAAUUAUUUAUAACAUAUCUGAAUCUUAAUAUCUGAAAUCUGAAUAUGAUUUGAUUUGAUAAUCCAAUAUUUUGUUGAAUGUUCCUUUUUGUUUGUGGAUGUUUGCCGUGAAUAAUUUCACCUUUGAUAUCUAGCCUUAGAUGAUAUUUUGUAGUUUAGCACUGGAGUACAUGUUUUUUUAAGUUCAGUUUUGGUUGAUCAUAGACUUUUGAUUUUCAACAACUGUUUUUUGUUGUAGGGCAUACAACUUACUUUCCUUCCAGUCACCAGUUUGAUCAUUUGAUUGAUGCAUACCUGAUUCCGAAUUGUGAUUCAGUGGAAUUUGAAAUUGUCGAAAGGGCAUACAACCUACUUUCCUUCGAGUCAUCAGUUUGAUCAUUUGAUUGAUGCAUACCUGAAUCCCAAUUGUUAUUUAGUGGACUUUCAAAUUGACGAAAGCUUUCAAGCAAAAGAGUUAACUAAUGGAGCUCGGUAACAUCACUUAUUUGAAGGAUUUGGACCUUGCUCGCCGUGAUUACACUGUGAAGGUUCGUGUACUACGGUUAUGGAAGCAGCCUAUGUAUAACAAUCCAGAUCAGUUUUACUCAAUCGAAAUGAUUGUUGUUGAUGAAGAGGGAACAACCAUGCAAGCCAAUGUUCUCCGAAGAUGGUUUCCCAAAUUUGAACAUCUUUUGAAUGAAUCUGAUUGCUAUUUCAUUGUCAAACCCACUAUUGGUUUAAAUGAGUCCAAGUACAAGUAUGUGGACAACAAAAACAAGCUGGGAAUCUACUGUGAUACUGAUGUUCAGCCAUGUAAGGAUUUCAAUGGUCCCAUCUAUGGCUUCUCAUUCACAUCCUUUAAGGAUAUCAUUGAGAAAACUGUUCCUGAAAACAAAUCUAUAGAUGUUAUUGGUUUUGUUGCUGAUGUUAAAGACCUUAAGAAGUUUAAGACAGUAAGGGGUAAAGACACCAAGAAACUCAAUGUCAUCAUUCAAGAUCUAGAGAUGGAUUCUAUAUACCUUUCUUUUUGGGAUUCUUAUGCUGAUCGGAUUCUAGAGCACUGGGAAAACAGAGAACAACAUGGUGUUAUUAUUGUCAUUCUGCAGUUUGGUACACUGAAGUACUUUGGUCGUUUUGGUUAUGUUAACAGCUGUUUCAAUGUUUCAAAGCUUUUCAUCAAUUCUGCUUGUGAUGAAAUUACUGCUUUUCGUAACAGGCUUAUUAAAAGCUCUGCUGCUUCUUCAUGUUCGAGUCAAUCUUCUCGGCUUUUUGGAAUCUUUUUAUCAUUGUAUAAUGAAUAUGUUGUUAAAUCUGAAUUCAACAACAUAGCUGAAGUAAAUCUUAAUCAGGCAAAGUCUGUUGUUGUUGUUGGUACUGUUCAAAUGAUAUCCGAAGGUUUGCCAUGGUAUUAUUUUGCUUGUAAAGCUUGUAACAAGAAGGUUUUCAAAAAAGUUGUUGAUGAUACACCUACGGUUGAUGUGUUGGUUGAUGAAGAAGAUGUUUAUGAGUGCAAAACGGCAACUUGCAAGGACACUGUGAUUCAAUAUACUGAGAGGCUUAAAAUUCCAUUGACUGUUCAAGAUUCAAGUGGAACUGUGUCAUUGACAUUGUUUGACAGAGAUGCUUGCAGAAUCCUAAAAACAACUGCUGCAAAGUUAAUUGAGAAACAUGUUGCUGGUGGUGAUAAGGGUCCCUAUCCUGACGAGUUUGAAUCUCUUUUGGGGAAAAAAUUUGCAUUUAAGAUUGAUAUCAGUGAGUUCAACAUUGAAAACAACUUUUGGUUUUUCGGUGUUUCUAAGUUUUCUGAUGAUGAGGAUAUCAUAUUUGAGCUUGAGAAGAAAGCAAACAACAUUGAGGUUGAGACGUCUGUUUCUUUGAACAACAGGUUCACUGAUAUGGAUUCAGAAGAUACUGUUAACCUGAAUGAUGAUAACCCCACUGAUGUUAUUAUGGGAGUCGAUGUUACCAAUUCAAGCAAAGACGUGAAAGCAAAGGAUGUUGCUGAGUCCAUGGAUGAUAAUGUCAUCACCCCUUUGGUCAAUAAUUUGGAAGAGACUGACAUUGCCACUAAGGAAUUUGGUGAGCCCGCGAUCUCUAAAAGGAGAACCCGUAAACCUUCUUUCAAGAAAAACUUGGUUAGGAGUUAUGAAAUGGAAGAAAAGGGAGCAUUGUCCACCACGAAAACAGCUAAACCUGGGAAACCAAGUCUCCUAACUCCAAAAAUUGAGAAAUGAAGACUUCACAGUCUUUAUGUUCUACGUGUUCUAUUUCUAUGUUAUCUUAGUGUGUUUUAAUUUCGGUUAAUCGUUUAAGAAGUACUUUAAAAGCUUGGAAUCAUUCCCACAAUUAUGUUUCCGAAUUUGCAUUUCCUUUUGUUGUACUCCAUGGUUUAAGACACUAUUCUG
This is a messenger RNA of Helianthus annuus (common sunflower), 3281 nucleotides long. RefSeq names its product replication protein A 70 kDa DNA-binding subunit B-like. Gene Ontology annotation, cellular component: nucleus. Bases 1359 to 3110 code for a protein of 583 amino acids. The record is from RefSeq and is a predicted model, not a curated record. Gene Ontology annotation, biological process: DNA recombination; DNA repair; DNA replication. The transcript is spliced from 20 exons. NCBI's taxonomy places the organism in Eukaryota, Viridiplantae, Streptophyta, Magnoliopsida, Asterales, Asteraceae. Gene Ontology annotation, molecular function: DNA binding.